CUAGCAACCAAUUGUAAACAGACGACCCUUCCAAGCUUCGUUCUGCAAGCAUCACAUUACACGCUGGACAUACCACGGCUCGCUCAAUGUACCAGUCGCCAUGGAUAUCCUCGCCGCCAACGAUCAAGAGAACCUGGUGCACAAUCUGCACGCCGGCGCUGCUGGCAAGUCGCUCAAUGCCGGCCUGAAGGGAUUCAAUGCCAAAACACCAGGAAAGAAGGCCCCGAAGACGCCGUUCAAGGUCCCGCUCAACGACGAAAACGCAGUGGCACGAGGUGGAAAGUCAGUCUUGAAGACCAAUGGGAAGGGCAGUGAGAAUCUGUUGGUGACCGGCAAGAAGGACGGGAAGCUGGAUAACAAUGCAUUCGUUACGCCGGCUGGUCCUCGCACACGCGCGCCCUUGGGCAUGAAAACUACCAACGCGAAGACCAAAGCUUUCCAAACCCCUGCCCCGCUCUCCGCGUCCGCAAAGACACAGAAAGCUAGCCCUCGCCUACGCCGUCCGAAGGUCAAGGUCCACCAGCCUGAAGUUCAAGAUGAGGAAGACGACGUUCCGGAGAUCGAAUACAUGCCUCCGAAGGAGGUCCCGCUGCCAGACGACAUGGAUGAUUACUUGCCUCGCGACUGGAAGUUCCCCAUGUUCGAGGGCAAGAACAUGACGCGUGGCAUCUGGGAGGCAUAUCACAAUCCGAUUGAGGAUGAUGGUCGCACGAAGCUCCGACGCGAAUUUGAGGAGGGACUGGACCGUGAUAUCAAGAAGAAGAACGAGGAGUUCGACAAGAUGUUCGCUGAACAGUGGGAGAAAGACCAGGCGGAAGCUAGGAGACACUUUGGUGUUGAGUCGCCGAAGAAGACUGCGCCGAAGGCUAGCAUCAAGCCGGAUGCUUUGAAAAAGAAGGCCACCGGUCCCUCAACCCUGAAGGCCAAGUCAGCUGUAUCAGCUUUCUCGGAGGCACCCAAGCCCCACUACGCAGCUCCAACUGCGGCAGCAAAGUCAAAGAUUCCCGCUGGCCUCAUUUCAAGCAGGAGGUCGUCGAAGGCUGCCGUUGAUCCUUCCGCUUCCCGUCACGCUGCCGCUACCGCCGCCUCAAAGAGUACCAUCGGUUAUGCUCAAGGUCGCGCAGCCAGAACAAAUACCACCGCGCGUCAACCUCUCUCCAACGUCACGAAGCCCGCUCCCUUGUCUACCGCUACCCGACGACCCACCACUUCCUCAUCCCUCCAUAACCGCAACGCAAGCACCAACUCGGUCAUCGCGAAGCCUCGUGGCGCAUUCUCUCGUUCAAGCUCAACCUCCACCAACGCCACGCUCGUCGCGCCCGCGCAAGACGAGCAGCCUUUCCGUACUGCCGAAGACGUCGAGCGCGAAAUGGAGCUUUUACUGCUCCAGAACUCUGAUGACGAGGAUGCCGAUGCCUGGGCUAACAGUUUCGCUAGUCAGCUGGAGGGUGGUGACCCUUUUGAUGAGGAUCUAGAGGGAUUUCAGCUGCAGCUCCCGACUGGCUUGUAGCCGGCCGGGUGUGAACUUUGGGUGGUCCAUGAUCCAGUGCCGGAGGACUCGGACGGAGCUCGUCAUUGGGUAUCGAGGGAGUUCAGAGGGCGUCAUAUGACGGAUGAGUGGGUUGUGAGAAGUUUCAUUCUUUCAGGUGUUUGUUUUUGUGUGGAGUUGAUAUAUUGUAUUGAAGUACCACUUUGGAUAAAGCCUCUGGAUUUUGCGCCUUUGAGCACCCUUCUCUAUCGUUUGUGGUCAGCGCAGAUACGAAACAAAGUUGAACCUAUGGGCCUUGGAGUGAGAUGUACUACCGUGCAACAACGCCAUGGCCUAUCAUUGAUGCACACUGUGGUCUUGGCUUGCAAC
Trematosphaeria pertusa is the source of this 1858-nucleotide messenger RNA. RefSeq lists its product as uncharacterized. The transcript is spliced from 2 exons. The coding region runs from base 101 to 1510 and encodes 469 amino acids. Lineage: Eukaryota; Fungi; Ascomycota; Dothideomycetes; Pleosporales; Trematosphaeriaceae. The record is from RefSeq and is a predicted model, not a curated record.